AAGCUCUCUUGGGAAGUUUAGCUUAGCUAGAAAAAGGGAGUGAGUAGAGAGUUUUGAGGCAGAAGGUGGAGUGAAAAUAACCCAUGGGGAGGCCUCCUUGCUGUGACAAAGUUGGCAUCAAGAAGGGUCCAUGGACACCUGAAGAGGAUAUCAUCCUUGUCUCUUACAUCCAAGAACAUGGUCCAGGAAAUUGGAGAUCAGUGCCUACUAAUACUGGGUUGUCAAGGUGCAGCAAAAGUUGCAGGCUUAGAUGGACAAAUUACCUCAGGCCAGGAAUCAAGAGAGGAAACUUCACUCCCCAUGAGGAAGGAAUGAUAAUUCAUUUGCAGGCUCUACUGGGUAACAAAUGGGCAGCCAUAGCUUCCUACCUUCCACAAAGAACAGACAAUGAUAUAAAGAAUUAUUGGAACACACAUCUAAAGAAGAAGCUGAAGAAAUUUCAAGCAGCCAUGGAGCCCCACUCAGUAUCAGACUCAACAACCAGUGGUCAAUAUUUACCAAAGAGCUUUAAUGACAGAAGAAAUUUAGAUAUCAGCAACAACAUUAAUCAUGCCUCAUCCGUUAGGCUUAGUCAGUCUCAGUCCUCCACAUAUGCCUCAAGCACUGAAAACAUUUCAAGGCUCUUAGAAGGUUGGAUGAGAUCUUCUCCAAAGCCACUGAAGAGAACCCAAGAUGAAGAGCUUCAAAGCAAUGAUGAUAACUUUGGAAACAGUAAUAAGGUAGUGAAGUCAACAUCAGUGCCUGCUUUGAACCUUCAGCGUCAGCACAAAAGAACCAAAGAUGAGCAAGAGGGUGGAGGAGAUAUAGUGUCUCAUGACGAGUUUGAUUCUAUUCUUUCAUUUGAGAACCUAAACAAUGCUGCUUGGGAUAAGUCCACUUGUGAUUCUAUGCCUGAAAAGAGUUCUGAACCUGCUCAUGAUCAUGAUAUAGCUGCUGAGAGGAAUAGGCAAAAAUCUGAGAACAAUAGUGCUCCUCCAUUGUCAUUUCUUGAGAAGUGGCUCUUGGAUGAAAACGUUGGUCAAGUUGAGGAGAUGAUGGAGUUAUCUCCUAUCUUCUAACAUGGAAAUCGCCAAUCCCUAUAAAUUUGGGAUGUGACAUUCAUAUCAUAUGAAAAGCCAGAGGGAAAGAAGAGAAAUGAAACUCUCUUUUCAUUUGACUAGGGUUUAAUCCUUUACAUGGGUUGAGGUUCUGUGAAGCUGGGAUCUCUAAUCUCUUUCAACUUGUAACUUGGAAGUUUAUGAAUAUGGUUUAAUUAUUUCAAGUACUAUGCUUAGUGCAUGUUGCUCUUUGUCUUGUAGAAAACUACAAAUGUUAACUUGAGUCCAAAUAAUAAUAAUACAAUAACAAUUAUAUC
This is a messenger RNA of Abrus precatorius (Indian licorice), 1354 nucleotides long. RefSeq names its product myb-related protein 306. Lineage: Eukaryota; Viridiplantae; Streptophyta; Magnoliopsida; Fabales; Fabaceae. The record is from RefSeq and is a predicted model, not a curated record. Gene Ontology annotation, biological process: response to auxin. The transcript has 3 exons. The coding region runs from base 84 to 1058 and encodes 324 amino acids.